AUGCCGAUAUGGCCACCUCAGCAUCGAUUGACCAUGAAGAUUGCUAUCGCAAUACUCGCGUCGAGCUUGGUGUCGACCGGUUUCGGGCUAGAAUCAUCGCCAAACCUCGUACGCGUCUUGGGCCCACAAGCCGUGAAUUUAUGGAGGUUGGAUGCGGAGGCCAAAGCGAAGACGCUAGGGAAUGCGGCGCUGCGUGUUCAAGAUUCGAAUGAAUCGCUGAACCCGUUGGCUGAGUUCCCGGUUCAGGUGUUCGAGCAGCCGCUAGACCACUUCGGAGGUGUGAAUGGGACGUUCAACCAGAGGUACUGGGUGAACUCGAGGCACUUCACCUCGGGUGGUCCUGUUAUCGUCCUUGACGGCGGCGAAACCAGCGGCGAAGAUAGGCUGCAGUUCUUGGAUACAGGGAUCGUGGAGAUAUUGGCGAAAGCCACGGGCGGACUGGGAGUAGUACUAGAGCACCGCUACUACGGCGAAUCUAUCCCCGUCCCCGACUUCUCGACCGACAACUUGCGAUUCCUGAGUAACGAGCAAGCAGCUGCGGACUCUGCGAACUUCAUGGCAAAUGUUAAAUUCGAAGGAAUCAAGGACGACCUCACUGCUCCAAAGACGCCUUGGAUUUAUUACGGUGGUUCUUACGCAGGCGCUCGUGCUGCUCAUAUGAAGAUCCUGUACCCCGACCUUGUCUUUGGGGCUAUUGCAUCCAGCGGUGUUACUCAUGCUGCGCUCUCCAACUGGCAAUACAUGGACAUCAUUCGACGGGCGGCAGACCCGACUUGCAUGCGCAAUAUAGAACAAUCGAUUCGAAUUGUCGAUACUAUUCUGACCACUCGAGUCUUCGCUCGCCCUCUGAAAGGGUUAUUUGGGCUAGCAGACCUCGAACACGACGUCGACUUUGUUUCCACCAUUGAGAGUCCCCUAGGGUCUUGGCAAUCGAAAAAUUGGAACCCUGCUAUUGGCAGUACGCGCUUUGAUACAUUUUGUGCAGCUGUCAACACUGCUCCUGAGGGCAUGGCGAACUUUACUGACCUCCCUUUCGGAGCGCGAGAAAGGCUGGUACACAUUACAGACGGCUCAGCCUUGAUUUCGCCCUCACGAAUUAUGCUAAAUACAUUAAAGACAACGUUGCUUCCCGCUGCCGUUCCACCGUCGAGGAGUGCUUCGGAACCUUUGACGAUUCCCAAUACCAAGCUAUCGGGCUCGAUCAAGACUGGCGGCUUUGGACUUUCCAAGUCUGCACUCAAUGGGGAUACUUCACCGUAUGCCGCUAAAUUACUUCCUCGUACAGCACCUCCGGACCCAAGAACGCCGCGCAUCAUCUCGAAGUUACUUACUUUGGACUACGAGUCGAAGAUCUGCAAGCAAGCUUAUCCGCCGGGAAAGCACUUCACGGUACCUCCCUUCCCAAACGUCACUGCUGUGAAUGUCCUUGGCGACUUCGCUAUCGCUGCGGACAGGCUCGCGAUUAUUGAUGGCGAGGUCGACCCUUGGCGCCCGGACACACCUCACAGCGAGGAUGCCAAACCACGCCCAGACACUGCGUUGCGCCCAUUCAAGUUGAUACCUGAUGCUGUACAUCACUACGACGAAUACGGCUUAGCGGAUAUGUUCGCCGAACCUCCCGAAAUCCUCAAAAUCCACAAUGAGAUGAUCAUCUUCGUACAAGAUUGGUUGGCGGAUUUCAAGGCCCCUGACAAGGUAUAA
Molecule: messenger RNA, 1701 nt
Organism: Pleurotus ostreatus (oyster mushroom)
Lineage: Eukaryota; Fungi; Basidiomycota; Agaricomycetes; Agaricales; Pleurotaceae
Exons: 11
Coding region: 1-1701 (566 amino acids)
Biological process (GO): proteolysis
Molecular function (GO): serine-type exopeptidase activity; dipeptidyl-peptidase activity
Source: RefSeq, a predicted model, not a curated record